Molecule: messenger RNA, 504 nt
Organism: Sclerotinia borealis F-4128
Lineage: Eukaryota; Fungi; Ascomycota; Leotiomycetes; Helotiales; Sclerotiniaceae
Source: the annotation of a GenBank genome assembly
AUGCCACCGAAAAGAAGGGCCUCCGAGAUGACCGAAAACUCUGAAAAGACCGAAAUCAUUCCUCUUCAAAAGAUUAGAGAGGCCGUCGAACAAAAGAAGAAAGACAUCAAUGUCUUCCGCACAAGCCAUAAAAUGAUAGAAAGACGCGUGGCAGCAAACGAUAAGGAAAUCGAGGAAUAUAGAAAAAUGAUGGAACGGUGCGAAGAUCUCAAAAUUAUCAACAAACGAAACCUUGAGGUUUUUCAAAUUAAAAUUUGCGAUUCGGGAAAUGAGAUAAAAGAGCUAGAGGCUAUCCAGAAUCGAGGGGAGGAACUCGAGAAGAAGCUGUUGGGGUCUGCGAAGAAGGAGUUAGCGGAUAAUGUGGAGAGUAUGCUUCGGGAAAGACAAGAGGGUAAAAAUACAUUGCUACAGACGAAGUAUGAGGCAGAAUCACCAACUUCAAAACCAAAGAAAGACACACAUGCGAAUGGCGAUUCGGAAUACAGAAAUGGUCAUGAAUACUAG